GGUGAUGCCGGAUCCUCCCAAACCCCCCCCAGAUCUGGGGUCUCUCCAGGCCCUGCGGGACUCUCUGGAGCUCUCCCUGCUGCUCUCCCCCUCUGGCCCUGACCCCCCCGAGCUGCACCCGGUGCUGCGGCUGCCACUGUCCCCGACCCAGAAACUGCGACUGAUCCGGGGGGCUCAGCUCCUCACAGACAACCUCAGCUGGUCCCCCUCAGGUCCUCCCCUCGGGCUGGAUGCCCUGCGGACUGCGCUGAACAUUCUAGAAAAGUAUGGCCGCAACCUGCUGAGCCCCCGCCCACCGCGGCACUGGAGAGCUGUGCGCUUCGGCAACCCCGUCUUCAGGAGCACCGUGGGCGCCAUUCAGGGUGGCCGGGACGUGCUGAAGCUCCUGGGUUACACGGAGGAGUCGGGGGAGGGGCUGAGCUUCCCUCCCCCCCCCCAGAGGCCCCACCCCCCCCGUGUGGCCACUGUCACUGCUGAUGUCCUGGUGCUCAGGGCUGAGCUGGACCUGCUGCAGGCUAACCAGCACCCGAACCCCCAGUUUUUCACCCAGAUCUUACUCGGACAGGGUGAGCUGGUGACGGACGCACUGCCCCUGGAGCUCCUCCCGGCCGGUGGCCCCUCCAACCUCUCAGGUGGCCCCUCCCUCCUCUCAGGUGGCACCACCCCUGUGUCUGGGGUGGGGGAGGGGCGGGGUUGGGCCUGCCGCAGCUGCACCUUCCUAAACCCCUCCCCCAGUGUCCUGUGCCAGGUGUGCGAGCGCCCCCGCCUGGCACGGAGACCGCAGGCCAGUGCUGCCACUGCCCAGGUGUGGCCCUGCCCCCGUUGUACUUUCCUGAACCGUGGCCCCACCCCCACCUGCGAGGUUUGCGGCCUGGACCAUGUACCUUCCGGUGACGUCAUCGCGGAGGCGAACACGCCCACUCCCGGUGCAAUUCCAGCCACUUCCGGGUCUGGUGGUGUCACUUCUGGGUCUGGUUUUGUCACUUCCUGUUCUGUCCCUGCCCCUUCCUGUGUUGCCAUCUCUAAUGUGACCACGCCCACUCCUGCUGUUGUUCUCGUCACUUCCUGUUCUGGCCUUGCCCCUUCCAGAAGUGAAACGGCCACUUCCUGUUCUGGUCACACCCCUUCUGGAAGUGAAGUGGCCACUUCCUGUUCUGUCCAUGCCCCUUCCCAUGAUGCUUUGUGGCAGCGGAAGUUGCUAGAGGACGGGCGGCGCCUGGUGGCCCUUGUGAGGGCCGCUGAAUCUCAAGGCCUCCCCCCAGAAUCCCUCGGCCCCGCCCCUUUUUCCGAAAUUCCCGAAUUUUCUGACCCCUCCUCCGACCUGGACACCCAAAUCAGACACUUCCGGAGUCGCCUUGGAGGGGUCCUCAAGGCCCUACUGGAUCCCACCCCAAAUGGCGGCGGGGCGUCCCUGGGUCCGCUCUCAUUGGCCGAAGCCGCCUGGGCAUGGCUGGAAGGGGAGGGGAGGCUGGACCAUGCUCGUUGUGCUCUGAUUGGUCGGCGCAAGCAGCAGCUGCGCCUGCUGUCCAGCCUGGGUUUCCCUGCGCCGGUCUCGUCGCAGGCGCUGCAGCGACACCACGGCUGCCACUGGGGGGCACUGAGGGAACUACAGCGACUCCGGCUCCACCCCUUUCAUUUACGUCACUUCCAGGGGGUGGAGCCUGGGCUGGACUUCAACCGCACCGAGCUGCAGGCCCUGGUCCGUCAGAUCUUGGCCUCCCUGCCCGUGGCCAGCUGGGGCCGAGCGCUGCUGGUGGCCACGCUGGGCCGGGAGCUGGGACUGGGAGUGGUGCCCCAUCCCAGUAAGGAACCUUUACUGGUUGAACUGGUGGAGGCUGUGGGGUCCUGUGCCGACCGCGCGGCGCUGAGGAGGCGGCUGAGGUGCGAGUGUGCUGUCUGUGGCUGGGGGCUGCCGCGGCAACUGAUGCAGUGGCUGCCCGGCUGCUCAUGCCCGCUGUGCCCCGAGUGCUUCCGGCUCCAUUUCACCGUCGGUGUCCGUGAGCGCGGCGUUGGCGCCUUGGGCUGCCCCAGCUGCGGCCGCCCAGACCUGCGGGACGAGGCCGAAAGACUCUGGUACUGGUCCACACUGGAGCCACAGCUGCGGCAGUGUUUGGACCCUGACACCUUCGGCCUCGUGACCCGGAAGUUGACGGAACUGGAGCUGCUGAAGGACCCCCAGUUCCUGUGGUGCCCCCAUUGCUCCUUCGGGUUCAUCUUUGAGGCUGAGCGCGGCCCCGCCCAGUGUCCCCAGUGCCACAAGCAGUGCUGUCCCCGCUGCCAGCUCCCGUGGGACCCUCGUCACUCCUCGCUGUCCUGCACUGAUUUUGGGUCGUGGCUCCGCUCCAGGGAAACACCGGGGCCCAGCCAGGGCUUGGGGGCGUUCUUGGGGGAGAUGGGCAUUGAGUGCCCCCAGUGCGGGCAGUGCUUUGCCCUGGCCCGAGGUGGCUGUUUGCAUUUCCAGUGCUCCCAGUGCCAGCACCAGUUCUGUGCCGGCUGCGGGGUCCAGUUCCACCAGCCUGGGAGCUGCCCCUCCCCUCAGUGCCACCUGCGGGGAUCCCUUCAUGGCCACCACCCUCGGGAUUGUCUGUUCUACCUGCGGGACUGGGCCCCAGACCGGCUCCAGCAGCUGCUCACGGCUGCGAAUGUCGCCUUUGAGACGGAGCCGCCCCCUGAGGCCCCAUCCAACCCAACUGGUCAGUGCCCGGUGCAGGAGCAGAAGGAGCUUGGGGCAACGCUGAGGGAUGAAAACUGCGGGAGAGAAACGGCUCCAGGACAGGCUGGACUCUGCCGCGGUCACUACACCGAAUACCUGGUGUCCCUGAUCAACCGCCAUGGGCUGGACCCGGCCCCUCUCUACACACCCGCCGAGCUGCGCGCUGCUGCCCAGCGCCACCUGGCGGCCGGGAGGAGCCACUGUCGCCCUGGCGAGAGCGAGGCCGAGCACCUGCUGCGCCUGCGCCGAAUGCUGGGGGAGGAGGCGCCCAUCCGGCCACGCCCACCACGGGCAAUAUGCAAAUGAGGGGGGACAAAUAUAGGCAAAGUGACUGUAUAUGGGAGAAAUAACCAUAUAUGGGAAAAUGGGAAAAAUUAUCAAAUAUGGUCAAAAAUGGAAAAAAUGUGGGAAAAAAUUGAUAAAUAUGGGGGGAAAUUGCGUUUUUGGGGGAAUUUGGGGAAUUUGGAGGAAAUUUGCGUUCAUUUUUGGGGCAUUUUGGAACAAUUUUGGAACAAUUUUGGGUCAUUUCGGGGCAAUUUUGGGUGAUUUUGGGUCCUUUUAAGGGCAUUUUCGGGAAUUUUGAGGUCAUUAGGGAGAAUUUAGGGAAAUUUUGUGGACAUUUUGGGUCAUUUAGGGUCACUUUGGGAAGGCUGGGGACAUUUGGGGGCAAUUUUGGGGAAAUUUGGGAUCAUUUUGGGGCAAUUUUUGGGAAUUUUUGGGUCAUUUAUGGGUCAUUUUAGGGUCACUUUGAGAUCAUUUUGGGGCCAUUUAAGGACAGUUUUGGGGUAAUUUAGGAUCAUUUUGGGGCAUUUUGAGGGAGUUUGGGGUCAUUUUUGGGUCAUAUUGGGUCAAUUCGGGUUAAUUUCGAAGCGAUUUUAGGACCUUUUGGGGUCAUCUUGAGGCCGGUGACCCCACCCGAGCACCAACUGUGCCUGCGCCGACUGCUGGUGGAGGAGGCGCCCGUCCAGUCACGCCCACUGCGGGCAAUAUGCAAAUGAGGGGGAACAAAUAUGGGCAAAAUGACCAUAUAUGGGAAAAAUGGAAAAAAAAGACUAAAUACGCUAAAAAAUGGAAAAAAAUGGGAAAAAACAGGAAAGAUGGGGGAAAUGGUGGUUUUGGGGGUUUUUGGGGUGAUUUUUGGAGGGUUUGAUGUCAUAGCAGUUUGGGAGAUUUUUGGGGAAUUUUUGGGACAUUUUGGGGGUUUUUGGGGAAUUUUGGGGAAUUUGGGGCAAUUUGGGGACAUCUUGGGGAAUUUUUAGGGUAAUUUUGGGGGAAUUCUGGGUCACUUUGGGUCAAUUUGGGAUAAUUUUGGAGCAAUUUCAGGACCUUUUGUGGUAAUUUUGGGGUCGGUGACUCAGCGAAGCACCAACUGUGCCUGCGCUGAAUGCUGGGGGAGGAGGUGCCUGUCCAGUCACGCCCACUGCAUGCAAUAUGCAAAUGAGGAGGACUUAUAUGAGGGAAAAUGACCAUAUAGGAAAAAUGGGAAAAAAUGGAAAAAUGUGGGGGAAAUGGCGGUUUUGGGGGAUUUGGGGGAGUUUGGGGUAAAUCUAGGGGGAGUUUGGGAAAAUUUGAGGAAAUUUUGGGGUCAUUUUGGGGGAUUUUUGAAACAUUUUGGGGACACGUAGUGUCACUUUGGGGAUAUUUCGAGAGAAUUUGGGGCAUUUUGAGGGAGUUUUGGGUAAUUUUGGGGUCAUUUAGGGCCAAUUUUGGGGAAAUUUGGGGUCAUUUCAGGGGCAUUUUUGGGGUCAUUUUGGAGCAGUUUGAGAGAUUUUGGGGGCAGUUUUGGGGAAUUUUCAGGACAUUUUGGGAAAAUUUGGAGGAGUAUGAGGAUCAAUUUUGGGGCCUUUUGGGGUCAUUUUGGGAGAAUUUGGGAGCAUUUUGGGGACCAACUGCACCUGUGCUGACUGCUGGGGGAGGAGGUGCCCAUCUGGCCACGCCCACCACGGGCAAUAUGCAAAUGAGGGGGAACAAAUAUGGGCAAAAUUACCGUGUAUGGAAAAAAUGGGAAAAAUAUGGGAAAAAAAAUGGGGGGAAAUGGGGUUUUGGGGUGAAUUUGGGGGAUUUUGGUGUGAUUUUGGGGGAUCUCAGUGUCAUUUAGGAGCAGUUUGGGGGAAAUUUGGGGACAUUUUGGGAGAAAUUGGGGUCAUCUUGGAGCAAUUUUGGGGAAUUUUGGGGUCAUUUUUGGGGAAUUUUGGGGUCAUUUUUGGGGAAUUUUGGGGUCAUUUUGAGGUCAUUUUGUAGCAGUUUGGGAGAUUUUUGGGGCAGUUUUUUGUGAUUUUGGAACAUUUUCGGGCAUUUGUGUUGGGUUGAUGUGGCCAGAAAUGUGUAUUCUAUCACCAUCUGUUAAAACUGGGUGAGGGAGUGAUUAUUUAUCUCAGUGGUACUUACCAUCUGCUAAUGGUCCAUCAUUAAGACAAGAUGGGGCAAUCAACUUUAUCUUUUCCACAACCCAUUCUCCCUCCAGGAAGAUGUCAUCUGCUGUGGUCCAUUAAGUCCCACUGUAUGACUGAUAAAAUUACAUCGUCCCAUUGGGAGAUGCUCCAGCCAGGGGGAGGAACCAAGCCUUUCCUACCUAGAUAAAAACUGAGAUUUUGGACAGCAAGUUACCUUCUUUCCACUGGAUUCCAGAGGAGAAGCCUGACCCUUUCUACAUCAUCCCUGGACUUCUGGAGGAAGGCUGCACCCUUCUACAGGCGCACUGCUUCAGCUGAACCACAUCUGCCACUGCAGGGGGACUGUAACCACCAUUUGACUGGACUGCUACCAGCGCUCUGACUGACGGGGUGUCAGAUUGUAUUCUGAUUCUGUCAGGGUCGGGAUUGGUUUUUUUUUUUUUUGUAAUAUUUUGUUUCAAUUUUCUCAGUAAAGAGCUGUUAUUCCGAAUUGCCAUA
This is a messenger RNA of Oenanthe melanoleuca, 5604 nucleotides long. RefSeq names its product ring finger protein 31 (gene RNF31). NCBI's taxonomy places the organism in Eukaryota, Metazoa, Chordata, Aves, Passeriformes, Muscicapidae. Bases 5 to 3019 code for a protein of 1004 amino acids. Gene Ontology annotation, biological process: protein linear polyubiquitination. The record is from RefSeq and is a predicted model, not a curated record. Gene Ontology annotation, cellular component: LUBAC complex. Gene Ontology annotation, molecular function: zinc ion binding; K48-linked polyubiquitin modification-dependent protein binding; K63-linked polyubiquitin modification-dependent protein binding. The transcript has 20 exons.